Molecule: messenger RNA, 4183 nt
Organism: Oreochromis aureus
Lineage: Eukaryota; Metazoa; Chordata; Actinopteri; Cichliformes; Cichlidae
Gene: snx2
Product: sorting nexin 2
Exons: 15
Coding region: 148-1677 (509 amino acids)
Biological process (GO): early endosome to Golgi transport
Cellular component (GO): endosome membrane; endosome
Molecular function (GO): phosphatidylinositol binding
Source: RefSeq, a predicted model, not a curated record
GACAAACUGGGAAAACCUCCUGACUCCCCGCUCCUCCUCUCCUCCUCCUCUCGCCCUGUCAGUCGACUGUUUUCGGGCUGUGUGUGUGUCUGUUAGCUAGCUGCUAGCCAUCAUCACCACAAUAAACUGCAGAAACAGAAGACGGAUAUGGCGGAUACAGCCAGGGACGCUCCACCGGAGCAGACCGACUUCCAUGAGCUGGAGGACGGGGAGGAACUGUUCCCGGAGCCGGCCACAACACAGGAGUCCCAACCAGCCAGUUUAGCUGCUGAGGACAUCAGCACCAACUCAAAUGGACCCAAGCAAGACUCGCUCUUCGAUGACGAUCCAGAGGAUCUGUUUGCAGAAGCGACAGAGGAGGUUUCGUUGGACAGUCCAGAGAGAGACGUUCUGCUGUCCGAUGGCCCAUCGCCCGCCAUCACCCCCAUCACCCCUCCCACGUCCGUCAUCACCCCUCGCAUUGGCCACACCCACGACGACAUGUUCACACACUCCUCAUUCGAUGAGAUUGAAGAAGAGGAGGGCGGAGAUUCUUUUGACAUUCACAUAUCGGUGUCUGACCCAGAGAAAGUCGGUGAUGGGAUGAAUGCAUAUAUGGCCUACAAAGUGACGACCAAGACCUCCAUGUCCUUGUUUAAGCGAAGUGAGUUUGCAGUAAAAAGGCGUUUCAGUGACUUUCUGGGUCUGCACAGUAAACUGGCCUCCAAGUACCUGCAUAUAGGCUACAUCGUCCCCCCUGCACCGGAGAAAAGCAUCGUAGGGAUGACAAAGGUGAAGGUGGGGAAGGAGGACCAGUCAUCCAAUGAGUUUGUGGAGAAGAGGAGGUCGGCCCUUGAGAGAUAUCUGAUGAGAACGGUGAAGCAUCCCAUCCUGCUGAAGGAUCCUGAUGUUCUGCAAUUCCUGGAGAGCUCAGAGUUGCCGCGGGCUGUCAGCACUCAGGCUCUGAGCAGCGCCGGACUUCUGCGAAUGGUCAACAAGGCGGCAGAUGCAGUCAACAAGAUGACCAUCAAGAUGAACGAGUCCGAUGCUUGGUUUGAGGAGAAGCAGCAGCAUUUUGAGAAUCUGGACGUUCAGUUGAGGAAACUUCACACCAGCGUGGAGUCUCUGGUCUGUCACAGGAAAGAGCUAUCUGUGAACACGGCGCAGUUUGCCAAGUCGGCGGCCAUGUUGGGGAACAGCGAGGACCACACAGCUCUGUCUCGGGCACUGUCCCAGCUGGCUGAGGUGGAGGAGAAGAUCGAUCAGCUGCACCAGGACCAGGCCAACGCUGACUUCUACCUUUUCUCCGAGCUGCUGGGCGACUACGUCCGCCUGCUCACCGCCGUGAAGGGUGUGUUUGAUCACCGUAUGAAGACGUGGCAGAAGUGGCAGGACAGUCAGAUGUUGCUGCAGAAGAAACGGGAAGCUGAAGCCAAACUGCAGUUCACCAACAAACCAGACAAACUGCAGCAGGCCAAAGACGAGAUCAAAGAGCUGGAAGGGAAGGUCCAGCAGGGGGAGAGAGACUUUGAGCAGAUCUCCAAAACCAUCCGCAAAGAAGUCAGCAGGUUUGAGAAAGAGAGAGUGAAGGACUUUAAAACGAUCAUUAUCAAAUACCUGGAGUCUCUGGUUCAGACACAACAGCAGCUGAUAAAAUACUGGGAGGCUUUCUUACCUGAAGCCAAGGCAAUCUCAUAGAAUCCGAUCUACACACAGACAGUCCUGACUGGCUCUGGUCAAACUACACUACCCAUAAUGCACAUGUCCUCCUGGGUCCUUCCUGCUCCUCCUUAUUAAGCUCAGACUAAAGAAGAGAAGUGAGGCAGCAAAUCAGCUGAAAUCUGAUAAAGUUCAUGAUGUUUAACUCCUGCUUUUUUUUUUUCUCCCCCCCUCCCCCCACGCUGUGCUGCGUUCAUGUCACGACUGACCCUUUAGAACAUUUAGAAUAAUACCUUAGGAAUGCUGAUACACCAAAACUGAUUUCUGAGUUCCCUUAUUAAUUUUUAUGAAGUCUAAAAGGGAGCGAUUCGUUGGGUUGGAAAGUCGUAUUUUCGUAUGGAUGUGAACGCAGCACGGGUUAUGGCCCUGGUGAUUUUUAUUUUAAUUUUUUUUAAACAUUCUGGUUGAUUUUGUUUGUUUCCUCAUUGUGCAUGAGGAAAAAGGUGAUUGGAGAAAGCUAUUUAAGGGCUUUUUACAUAAUAAUGAUCAAUAUUCAAACUUUUAACUAAAGAAAGUUUGUUUGUUUUUUUCUCCAUAAGCUUAGCAUUUGAAGGCAUGUUUCCAUAAUUCACAUAUCUUUGAGUUUUGAACUGACAAAACAAGAUAUUCCCUUACAUAAAUAAAUAAAUAAAUGAAUAAAUAAAUAAAUGAAAAAUAAAUUGGUGAUAAAAAAGGGAUUGAUAACAACAGUUUAUUUGAAGAAAGCGAUUCGCUCCUCUCAACCAAAAUAUUGUGUCUUUAGUUAAAUAAAAGUAUUUACAUUUCAUUUCUUUCAUGAAAAACAAACAGGACCCCUAUGCCCAGCUUACCUUAUCACCAGUUAAAUUUCAUCCAGUUUAAGUCACCAGUUUAUUUUACUGAAAGAAGUUUUUACCUUUUUUUUUUUUUUUUUUUUGAAACACUUCAAACCGCUAAGUCAGAAUAUCUGCGCUUUUAUUUUGGAACAUGAGCUGUGAAACCGAUCCAGAGUACGUGAUCAAGGACGACCGACUGCAUCGUUUUUGUGUAUUGUGUCUUGUUACCUCCUGUCACCUGUACUUUCACUUCCUCUCAUUCCUUUCAGAACAAGAGCCUGUGUUUUUGUUGCUGUAUGAUCGUAAGUGAAGGCAACAUUUUCUGUUUCUGUCCUCUCUGAGCCAACAAGAGCAGAGAAGGAAGACUCUCACAUGCCGGUUUAGUUCAUUGCUGUUCUCGAGAAAUUAUGGAUGGAAGUUUCUGAAAAAAACCCUUUUAGACAGUUUUUUGGGCAGUAAGUUUGAAACCCUUUUGAAUAUGAACAGAGACUAAUACGCUUCAGUGUGGACACUGUGACAUAAAAAAAAUGCUUUCUUCUUUUAAUAUUUUCCACCUUUUCAUGACAAAUUUACUAGAUGUCUUGGCCGUCUAAGUCAAAAUUUCGGAUUAUCUGAAAAUUUCAAUUACUAAGUCAAACUUCUGAGAAAAUUUAAUUGACCUUGUUGUUUUCUUUUGCUUCUCCCGAUUCUAAUGUGAAUCUACAAGAGCAGAAAUCUUAAAUGAAACAUUAGUAACCAUAAAAAAAAAUGUGAAUGUUGAUUUUCUUACGACUUGAAAUCAUUAUACGAAUAAACGAUAAUGCGAGAAUGCCCCUCUGUGGCAGAUUUUCUCCAUCUCUGUGAAAUCAUGCUAAAUAUGUGGUUAAUUAGUACCUUAUGAAGCUUCAGUGUGAACUGGGCCUUGGUGGUUUUCUUCCUGCUGCUCAUGUUCAGCCCAGUUAGGAGAAUUUAAGGUUUUGAGUUUUAAAUUUAACAAGAACUGAUUAAAUCAAUCAGAAACUGCUUGUUAGUAUUUCUAAGUCUUGGAGGCUUGUGGUGUUCCAAGCUCUUCAUUACAGAUGAAGGAUUUCCUUUAGGGAAUGAUCAUAAAUCUGAAGUUCGGAGCGUCUGAGUAGUUUCAGGCCUGGUGGAGGUGAGACUUUGUCAGUUGACUGAGUAGGUGUCCGUCCAGAGAUCAGCCUCAGACUGUGAGAUUUAUUUUUUAGUCUUUGUUAAUUAAGGUGACAACUCCAACUUCCUGCAAAAUCCUGCAGAAUAUGACCUUGAUUUUAUUUUUUGUUGAAUUCAAAGAACACUUUGCUAUCCAACAUCUCAAAUCUGUCAUAAAAUCAUUAAAUCAGAUAUUUUAGCUUAUUUGAUUCAAGCAGAAAGUAAAACUGGAAUUACUUUUGAUUUUGACUUUUCUUCUUUUGGUGCUCAGCCCACAUUACUCCUCAGUCUUAAAUUCUACAAAACUAUGUUGAUUGUUGUGGUUUUUAUCAUGUUUUAUUCCUCAUUUUUUUUGCCACCAAAUGAUGUGCAAUGGUUGAGAACUUUUACUUGAUUUUAGGUUUUGUUUUUAUUUUUUUUUCACAAAUGAUGAAAUGCUUUAUCUGCUGAGAUUUUUUUAAAGCCAUUUUGGUUUUGAUAUGACAUUCCUGAAGUGUGACAGAGCAGACGUUUGAGUACAAUAAAGGAAUGUAUCUCAUCCA